Dicentrarchus labrax (European seabass) is the source of this 1179-nucleotide messenger RNA. RefSeq lists its product as uncharacterized. The transcript has 10 exons. Bases 169 to 1083 code for a protein of 304 amino acids. NCBI's taxonomy places the organism in Eukaryota, Metazoa, Chordata, Actinopteri, Moronidae. The record is from RefSeq and is a predicted model, not a curated record.
GCUGAGCGGUACUCUUUGUAUGACUGCUUCCAUCAAAAAAAUCAAACCCAGCCGGAGGAAGUACUCCGCAGCCUCAACCUUGUCCCUGAUUUGUGCAGUUUUGUCAAUUCCUCAGAGGCAGAACAAAAAAACAGAGAGCUGUCCUUUGACCAAUAAUUCCUCUGUCAAAUGAAGGAGACACAUUUCUUGUUUUGUACAAGGUUGGUCUUCCGUUUGCACAACGACAAAAUAAAUCAGACAUUCAUCAAAAAAAUGGAGACACAAACCGAGGAAAAUCUUCAAAUUGGGCCAGAUGGACGAUUGAGGCUUACAAGUACAGAGGUGUCUGGCCCAGGAGGAUAUGUGGAUGUAGAAAUGACAGUACAAUACAAUCAGCAAAUCAUGGUCAAAAAGGGCUUCUCAAUAGGGCAGUUCCCAAUCCAGGAAGAGCACAAGGCAAAAAUGCUUGAGCUGUACAAGGCACCAGCAACGGACUAUGCCAUUGUUCAGGUGGACCGGGCAUUAGUUUGUCUGGCUUACAUUUUAUGUAUUUGCCCACGACCUCACCUAGAAGAUGACCUCCACACCUCACAUCCAUGGCUUACAGAUUAUGCAGUGAAUGCGAGAGUUCUCCAGCUGGCAAGACCUCUGGAGAAUGUGUUUACUUUGCAAACAUUUAAUUUCACGGCUUGGUGGAGGAACUGGAUCAAUGGGGAAUCAAUCGGCUCCCUCCAUUUGCAUUGCAUCCAGGGCUUAAAGCAAGACUCGAAGGUUCUGUGUACACGGGUUGUUGGCCAUCAAACUCCAGAGACUGGUAAUCAUUUAAUUCUGUGGGUAUUUGAUGGCUCAAAAACAGAAAUCAGAGUCUACGAUUCCCUUGAAAAGUACACCUUGAUUUCUCCACCUGAUAUGGACAUUCUAAGCCUUGCAUUUCAGAACAUAUGGAGGCUGAAGGAAUGGUCCAUUUCAUAUCCAGACCAGUGGAGACAUAAAGAUGGCGUCAACUGUGGUGUCUUCGUCUGCACGGCAGCUGAGCUUGAUAUCAAAGGGACAGACAUGACGAAUGAACCCUUGAACCAAGUCCAGUUGGGGCAGCCUGCUUGAUUCUGUUCCUAAGGGGAAGAAAGUGCAUGAGUCUUGCAUGGCAGAGGCAAUUCAUGUCUGCAAUUACUACAACAGCACUGGGAAGGGGCAGUCAAG